Messenger RNA from Hypanus sabinus (Atlantic stingray), 3018 nucleotides. It is a transcript of the gene trmt6, whose product is annotated as tRNA methyltransferase 6 non-catalytic subunit. The record is from RefSeq and is a predicted model, not a curated record. Gene Ontology annotation, biological process: tRNA methylation. Gene Ontology annotation, cellular component: tRNA (m1A) methyltransferase complex; nucleus. The coding region runs from base 112 to 1614 and encodes 500 amino acids. Lineage: Eukaryota; Metazoa; Chordata; Chondrichthyes; Myliobatiformes; Dasyatidae. The transcript has 11 exons.
CGCGCGCGCCCGGCCGGCCGGGGUGUUGGGUCCCGACCGGUUGUCUGUGGCGGGUUUUUUUUUGUCUUUCGUGUGGUUCGACAGCCCCGUCCGCUGCUCUAUUCGGAAGGAAUGCUGGAAAAUGGAAAUAAUUUGAACAUCCCUGACCGCGGGGGGGAAGGCGAUGAGGAAACGGUGGCGACGUCAGCCGUGGCAGAUGCACCGAGUCCCGACGCAAUCUGUGAGGGACACCAUGUGGUCCUAAAGCGAGACGAGGUCUUUAAAGCCGUGCAAGUGUGCAAGAGGAGAAAAAUCAUCUUUGAGAAGCAGUGGUUUUACUUGGACAACGCAAUUGGACAUAAAUAUGGCACAACUUUUGAAGUUUCGGCCGGUGGGGCACUGCAACCACGUAAAGCAGAAUCUGAAGAAAUUGAAGAACUCAACGAAGCUGGUAUUGAUAAUAGAAACAUAAUUGAUGAUGGCAAGUCUCAGAGGCUCAGCAGAGACGAUAUUGAGGCACUUAAAGGACAAGGCUUGAAAGGGCAGGAUAUUGUUCAACGAUUAAUAGAAAACAGCACAACAUUUAGAGAUAAAACUGAAUUUUCUCAGGAAAAAUAUAUCAAGAAAAAGAAAAAAAAGUAUGAAGCAUUUAUCACUAUCUUGAAACCCACUGCAAGAAUAAUGGCAAUGAUGUAUCAUUCCCGUGAACCAGGUAAAAUUUGCCAUUUACGUUAUGACACCCUGGCACAGAUGCUCGCAUUUGGGAAUAUCCACGCUGGCUGCAAAGUAAUUGUAGUGGAAACAUGUGCUGGCCUGGUACUAGGCUCUGUAAUGGAAAGGUUAGGAGGUUAUGGCUCUGUUGUCCACAUGUAUCCAGGUAGCAUGCCCGUUAGAGCAGCAAUGGAGAACUUCGGAUUUCCAAAAUCAUUUUACGAUCACCUUUAUGACUUCCCUAUAAACAAACUGAACAGUUUUCUUUCUGGAAGAUCUUUGGCAGAAAAUGAAACAUUACAGAAUCAGACCAAAGUUACAUUGGGAGAAGGUAAUAGGAGCCCACUGAGCACACAUCGAGGUGAUGAGGUGCCUUGUGCUGAAACCGUGAUGGAUAACAACCAAGCUGGGAAAGUCCAGGAUGUUGCUUUUUGCACGAAAGAUAAAGACACAAAUACAGAUAGGAAAGCCAAUGUCGAAGAAAGGAACAGCAAGCAAGAAGAUCGACUCAAGAAACUACAGGCUGCUGCUGCUGUGCUUCAGGAGAGAAAUGCAGAUGGGUUAAUUAUUGCAAGUCGACUAUAUCCUAGUCCCUUACUACUUUCUCUUCUGGAGUUUGUGGCACCAUCCAGACCAUUUGUCAUCUACUGCCAAUACAAAGAGCCAUUGCUCACGUGCUAUGCAGAUCUGCGAGAAAGAGGUGGAGUUAUUAACUUACGACUAUCUGAAACAUGGCUGAGAGGUUAUCAGGUUUUGCCUAACCGAACUCAUCCAAAAUUGACAAUGAGUGGAGGUGGUGGUUAUAUUCUGACUGGUAUCACUGUUGCUGUGGAUAGAGGCAAAUCUGUUGCUAGUAUUCCUGAGCCACAGGAGUCUGAAGAACCUCUAGCAAAAAGACAAAAGGUAGAAGGAUGUAUAAGUUAGCUGUCCAUCGUCCCUUCAAGCAUUACCAAUUAUCCUGAAGCUGCUCAAUACUGGAACAUCAUGAGAAGUUCAAGCCAUGGGUUUUGAAAGAGAAAUGUAAAAUGGAAUGUGUGCUUUUUUGGAAAGAAAUUUCAAAAGGUGCACUCAGUGCAGUAAAAUAUAUAAAUGUAUAUCAAUGUAAAAUCCUUAUUUUUGUGUGGAUUAAAAGAGGAAAGAAAGUAUUUUGGAAAAUGAGCACACGCUGAAGUUUAGUUCAAGAGCAGGUUGUAGAACUCUUAUGCAGACAAUGCUAAUAGAUUAUUCCAUUUGUCUUGUGCUGUUGGGCCUCCAACUAUAGAAAAUAGAAGUCCUAUUUAUUCUAGAUUUCUGGAAUUCUAAAGAGAUAACUUGCAACAGGUCCUUUGGCCCAUCAUCCAUGCUGCCGACAUCAACUCAUUUAUUUUAGUCAUUUUUUUUUAUUCCACCUACCUUCCACUGACCUACAUUAUCAGGGGCAAUUUCAGCAGCCAAUUGAUGUGCAGCUUUGGGAGGUGAGAUGAAAUUGGAGCGUAUGGAGUCACACAAAGAAUGUGUUAACUCUGCACAGUCAAUACUGAGGUCAUGAUUGAACCCAAACCUCUAGUACUGUAGCUUUUAAUAUGUAUGUAAAUCAAGUUGUGGAAGCUAAUUUACUGCACUAAAUGUUUUUUUACUCAGUUUUUUUUUAGGGAAUUUAUUUAUACAUUUUAUAAAUGUUUUCAAGAGUAAUUUAACCACAUGGUCCCAUCAUCUUAAUCAACAAAUGGAAUUACUUCAGAUUUAAUCAAAUUUGGCUGCAUUUUGAAAGUGAUUCUGUGUGUCUUUCUGAUAUGUCCAAUUGCUUUGACAAAAUACAAGGAUAAAAAUACCCAUAUAAUGCUUCCUCUUUAUAAAUCUUGUUACUUUGAAAAUUGUUUUACUCUUUAACCCUUUUCUUUUAAAUUUCUGCUUUAAAAUCAACAGCUGCAUGUGUGUUCAGAAAGCAACUUGUAUUAUAAGUUAGCAUGCAUUGGAGACUUAAUUAUGUUGCUUUCUGGGUUAUAAACCAAGUUCCCAAAUUGUAAUAGUGGUACUUUCAUAUUUAAAAGUACUCAUUUUAAAUCGCAAUAAAUUGUCAUUUAAUUUGCUAUGGAAAUCAUUUAUAUACAUUUGAAAGUCUUUGAGAAUGUUUUGAUCUAUUUUUAAAUUGUUUCUUUUUGUUGUCAUGCAAAUGAUAAUGUUCCUUUUGGUUUUGACUCUUUCAUUUCAUCGAGAUGAUCCUAACUAUCUUAAGAUCAUUAUUCACAGUGUUAGAUGAGCCUUCACAGUUUUCACUCCCAACAUUCUGUUUGCAUGUGCAUUCUUACAAUAUUUAAAAUGAUUAAACCAUUUCUGCCAUAUUCCUUG